Messenger RNA from Talpa occidentalis (Iberian mole), 7333 nucleotides. It is a transcript of the gene FNIP2, whose product is annotated as folliculin interacting protein 2. Gene Ontology annotation, molecular function: ATPase inhibitor activity; protein-folding chaperone binding. NCBI's taxonomy places the organism in Eukaryota, Metazoa, Chordata, Mammalia, Eulipotyphla, Talpidae. Gene Ontology annotation, cellular component: cytoplasm. Bases 158 to 3670 code for a protein of 1170 amino acids. The transcript is spliced from 18 exons. The record is from RefSeq and is a predicted model, not a curated record.
UGCCAGAGAGCUUGCCUCACCUUCCGUAGAGGAAGUGACAGGAUCCUUAGACUGUCGGGUCACUGUGGACCAUCCCUGAGCAACAGAGGACCUUCAGCAUCUGCGCCUGGUCCAUGCUGAUAGUCAGGACAGGCGGGAAGAAGCCUCCACCGCUGGCAUGUGCGGCGGCUCAGCCACUACUGCGCCCUGGCCGGGGGGCGGGCUGGGUGCCGGCUGCGUGAGCAGGACUUACAAGACACUUUUAUGCGCAAAGAUUGGAAAACGUGCCCGGGUAGGAUGGGGCACUGAUCGCGCGGAACUCGACCACAGUUGGUCAUGUUCAGAGUUUGAUCUGAAUGAGAUUCGCCUGAUAGUUUACCAGGACUGUGAAAGGAGAGGCAGGCAAGUCCUGUUUGAUUCUAAAGCUGUUCACAAGAUUGAAGACGCAGCAACUCAGAAAACAGAGGAUGGCCCCAUUAAAAUGUCCGCCAAGUGCUGCCAAGGAAGCAGUGGUGGCGGUGGGAGCAGCAGCAGCAGCAGCAGCAGCAGCAGCAGCAGCAGCAGCAACAGCAGCAACAGCAGCAACCUCUCCUACCAUGGUUCUUUGGGAGGGUCUUUACAAAAUGCGAAGGAGCAGCUUCCCAAGUACCAGUACACAAGACCAGCUUCUGAUAUCAACAUGCUGGGGGAAAUGAUGUUUGGUUCGGUUGCGAUGAGUUACAGAGGCUCUACCCUAAAGAUACACUAUAUACGUUCUCCUCCACAGCUGAUGAUUAGUAAAGUCUUCUCUGCUAGAAUGGGCAGCUUUUGUGGGAGCACAAAUAACUUGCAAGACAGCUUUGAAUAUAUCAACCAAGAUCCUAAUUUGGGAAAACUGAACACAAAUCAGAAUAAUUUGGGUCCUUGUCGUACUGCAAGUAACCUAGGUCUGCUGCAAGCUUGCAGCAGCAAACUGCUGCAGGGGGUAGCUGACGGAGGACCCCUCCGGCUCACCCGGAGUGCUUCUUUCUUUGCAGCACACAGCACACCAGUUGACAUGCCAAGCAGAGGCCAGAAUGAAGACAGGGACAGUGGCAUUGCUCGAUCAGCCUCCCUGAGCAGCCUCUUGAUCACACCUUUCCCAUCUCCAAGCUCCUCAGCAUCCUCUUCCAGUAGCUACCAGCGCCGCUGGCUUCGAAGUCAGACAACAAGUCUGGAAAAUGGCAUCAUUCCAAGGAGGUCAAUCGAUGAGACAUUCAGCUUGGCUGAAGAAACCUGUAGUUCCAACCCAGCCAUAGUUCGGAGGAAGAAAAUUGCCAUAAGCAUCAUCUUUUCCCUGUGUGAGAAAGAAGAAGCACAAAGGAGUUUCCAAGACUUCUUCUUUUCUCAUUUCCCCCUAUUUGAAUCUCACAUGAACAGGCUGAAGAGUGCAAUUGAAAAGGCCAUGAUCUCCUGUAGGAAAAUAGCAGAAUCAAGUCUCCGAGUUCAGUUUUAUGUCAGCCGUCUGAUGGAAGCUCUGGGAGAAUUCAGAGGGACGAUCUGGAACUUGUAUUCUGUUCCAAGGAUAACCGAACCAAUAUGGCUUACCAUGAUGUCCAGCACUUUGGAAAAAACCCAGCUGUGCCAGCGCUUUCUCAAGGAGUUUACACUCCUGAUAGAGCAGAUCAAUAAAAACCAGUUUUUUGCUGCCUUACUGACUGCAGUGUUAACCUACCACCUGGCCUGGGUACCAACUGUCAUGCCUGUUGACCACCCUCCCAUUAAAGCCUUCUCAGAGAAACGCACCUCCCAGUCUGUGAACACCCUGGCCAAAACGCACCCUUACAAUCCUCUCUGGGCGCAGCUGGGUGAUCUUUAUGGAGCCAUCGGCUCUCCAGUGAGGCUGACUCGCACCGUGGUGGUGGGGAAGCAGAAGGAUUUGGUCCAGCGCAUACUUUAUGUCCUGACCUACUUUCUCCGUUGCUCUGAGCUUCAAGAGAACCAGCUGACCUGGUGUGGGAACUGCAGCGAAGGUGAACAGAUGUUAAAUGGGAGCAAGAUCACAACAGCCUUGGAGAGAGGCGAGGUGGAGGAGUCUGAGUAUGUGGUCGUGACCGUCAGAAGCGAGCCUGCUCUGCUUCCCCCCAUGCUGCCACCCAUCACCGCUGAGGGAAGGGACCCUGGGCCUGAGGGCUUGGCUGGGGCCCCAGAGGGCACUGACCUUAGAGACCUGUGUCCCAAACCUGACAAAGAAGUAAACAGGAGUCCAGAGCAGAGUUCUGAGGCCUGCAGCCAGGGAUUCCCAGAGCCGGCACUGGCCAGCUCUUGGAAACGUCAGGGGCCACUUUGUGAGGAUGAAGACAGUAAAGAAGAGCCCCUUCAAGAUGGCUCUUCAGGGUUCUCCAGCUGUGAAGUUCUGGGGGCAGGACUGAAGGUUGGCCAACAAACUGUCAGUGAGGAGUUGAAAGGGGAUAUGCCUAGAAAAUUAUCAGAGCGGUCAGCGGCCUGGCCAUGCCCUGACAGACAUUCCCGGGAGAAGGCUCCCUUAGAAAAGGUCACUUUCCAAAUUGGAAGCUCCUUAUCUCCAGAGUCUGACUUGGAAAGCCGCGCCAAAAGAAUGGAGGAGCGGCUGAAGGCCUGUAGACAAUGUGCAGAGCCAGCCAGGCCCUCGGCUGAGCACAGGGGGGCUGCCGAGGUGGCUCAGGACCAGCAGGUGUCUGGAUGCUCCAUCGCCCCCGGCUUCAGGAAGAAUGUUGGCUGUCCCCAGGGCCUGUCUUCAGAGGGGGAGGACGGGGAAUUUGACAGGGGUUUUGCCGAGGACCGAGGCAUCAGACCCGAGGUUGCGGCGGAUGUGGCGGGGCCGCCCGGCCCACCUGCUCCCGAGGCCCGCGCGGCAGGAGCAGGGCGGUGCCACCCGAUGGGCACAGAGGGACCUUUGGUGGCGCCUGUUCCCAAUCGGGGUGCCCAGCAGGACUCUGGCUUCUCGGUGGCCGCACAUGUCCCCCGUGGGGACCCCGGCAGGAAGGCCGGCCGCAGGGCCGAGGGCGACAUCCCCAGGAACGAGAGCUCAGACAGCGCCCUCGGAGACAGCGACGACGAGGCCUGCGCCACGGCCAUGUUGCCCGCGGGCCCCGGCAACCGCGCGGAGGGGGCCGCUGAGGUGGAGCUGCCGCUGCCCAGCUCUCAGAGCGUCAGCAACCCAAAUGUGAGAAACUUUGGCCGCUCACUUCUGGCAGGGUACUGCCCCACCUACAUGCCUGACCUGGUGCUUCAUGGGACCAGCAGCGACGAGAAGCUGAAGCAGUGCCUGGCGGCCGAUCUAGUCCACACGGUGCAUCAUCCAGUGCUUGAUGAGCCGAUCGCUGAGGCUGUCUGUAUCAUCGCAGACACAGACAAGUGGAGCGUGCAGGUAGCCACAAGCCAGAGGAAGGUGACGGACAACAUGAAACUAGGCCAGGAUGUCCUGGUCUCCAGCCAGGUGUCCAGUUUACUUCAGUCCAUUUUACAGCUUUACAAGCUUCACCUCCCGGCUGAUUUUUGUGUCAUGCAUCUUGAAGAUAGACUACAGGAGAUGUACCUUAAAAGCAAGAUGCUGUCUGAAUAUCUUCGUGGGCACACACGAGUCCAUGUGAAAGAAUUAGGUGUCGUGCUGGGGAUUGAAUCGAACGACCUGCCUCUGUUGACUGCUAUUGCCAGUACUCAUUCCCCUUACGUCGCUCAAAUACUCUUAUAAGCUAAAGCUCAGGACAUUUCUUCCUUGGAAGAAAAAACAAAUCAGAUUCUCAACUGAAGGAGAAGGGAAUAAGCUGUCUGACAUCAGAAGCAUAAGAAGAGCAAACAGAAACAGUCACUCCACUGCUUUGUCUUGUUGCUUUCAAGUGGAUCCUUCAUUCAAAGACUUGGGGCUACUUGACAUAAUGGCAUUUGUGUUUCUUGCGAACACUUUAGGCCUUUUGUUACCCAUGACUCAACAGAGAGUGACCUUUCUGGUAGGAGGAAACAUAAGCACUACACUAAACACUAAGCCGCUGGUGCCGGUGGCCUCGGUGGCCUCGUGUGACCGGCAGUGAAGACCUCGGGCGGGGUAGACAGUGCACCGACCCUUCCAGAAGGAAAGCGCUUCUGUCUUGAAGCGUGAGCUCUCUGAACUGGAAAAAGCUUACUGCGCCAUUCCGAGAAGACAGUCAGGAGGAGGUCUUUGGAUUCCGGGACAGAGUUGGCUUUUUAUCCCAGCGAAAGGAAGGUCACCCCCUGUGCCACCUCCAGCUCGGGUGUCUGGAAGUCCCCCGCUGACACAGAACACAAGGAGGACUGACUGCCGGGAAGAGAGUGUUGCAGGGACCCACUGUUGUCACGUCCUGGUGGUGUUUACUGUGUUUCACAGGCGCCGCGGGGAGGUUAGAGAUGGGCUGUUGAUGCAGUAAACCCAGGGGUCCGUGUAGCAUGCCAAUCCCGUGGUGAAGUGGGGCGCGGCUGCAGGGGGCACUGCCCGCCGCCGUGCGCUUCCUCUGUAGACUCCAGCUUUCAGCAGCCUUUUUACAAGAGGCCAUUUACCAAAGCUAUUUCUAUAAACUCAAGAGUGUUUCUGUUGCUACAUCUUCCAGCCGAAGCCACUUUCUUCCUAUAACAGUUAAUACAAAUGACUAUUUAUACUUUAAAAGGCACAGCUGUCCUGGUGGGAAGAGAAACCUGCAACAGUUCAGGAUGACUAAUGAAAGUAAUUCAUUCGAGCAUUUAUAAACAAUCCAUAGAUGACCUAAAUUUUUACAUUAUCAUCUCUGUGCCUUCUAAUCCCUAUAUCCUUUUCAAAACACCUUUCCGGAAAUUAACUUUCUCAUAGCUCCGAAAUGAAAAAGUAUUGAUUUAUUAGCAUAGUUCGCUUUAAAAAAAAAAAACCAAACCUUAUUUUUCUGUUAAUAUAAAGGAAAUUUUACUUAGUUUACUGAUUGCAAAACAGACUAUGUACUGACAUCCAAGGUAAAGGAAAAGACUUAAAGAUUGAUAGUUACAAGACCAGGAGCUAAUCUAGUACAGCAAAACAUUGCGAGCACCUUGCAGAUGUUGUGUGCAGUUCAUUAUAACCAGGAUCUGGCUUCCUUUCCUUGUUUUAUGCACUAAUUCCAACCCUCCCCAUGUGUGUAUCUUUUGUAUCUAAGAAUAUGACGCAACUUCCUAUUUAGGGAUUAGAAAGUCUUCAAAUUUUCUAUUUGAUAAAGUCCUGAUCCUGAACACCAAGUUAUACAAGUUUGUCUGUUAUUCUGUAGCAAAUGCAGGUUAAUUGCCUGUUUGAUAGAGAAUAGUACCGGUGGAGAAAAAUAGGUCUAUUAUUUCGUAGGAAUAAUUAGAAAUAGGUCAGAACGGCUGCCUUUCUCUCAUUUUUUACAAGCGUGAUCUGGAGAGGGGUGCAUUGAGACUCUUAAGAUCUUUAAUUUUUUUUCAUGCCUUUCAUAAAAUUGAAGUUUUCCAUUCCUUUUAUAUUUCUGCUAUUUCCAUGUGCCUAACAUCUGAGUUUGGAGUUUUGAAGUCUAGUCCCAUGACAUCAUGUUGUUGGGUCAUCCAGAGAGAAUGAACCUGACCUGUGGCUCAGCUCCUUUGUCAUUUGUUUUUCAUUAUAUGUGCGGCAAUGAUAAGAGCUGAUGUUACAUUGUCACAGCUGCACCAGCUUAAAGCAUUCCCUCAUCUCCUUCCCCAUUCCUUGUUUACACGUUUUGGGCACUUUCCCUCAUUCACAACCUUCCGGGGUUUCAUAGAAAAUAAGUAGAUACAAAAUCAGUUCCAUGCGCAUGUGCACAUAGUGCAUGUUGAAAAUUAGACCCAGAUAUGGGGGAAAUUUAGCUUUAAAUGGCUGAUUCUAAACUCUACACAUAAAAGAUUUGGCCCAGCACCCUCAAAGCUGAGAAAAUUUAAUUUGCCUCUUAAGCUACUGUUCCAAAACACUCAGAAAACGUCUAUUGGAAAACUACAGGUGGAUCUCAUGUGGGGGUUGUCUCAGCAAUGCUCAGGAUUCUAGUCAGAACCUAAUCCUCACACUGACGGCCUACACAAACAGACCGAGAAUGCUGCUGCUCUUUGAUGGUCCUCCUUUAAUAACAUCCAAGUUGUGUCUGUCUCAAGUUCAACUUCUCCCCAAGAGUAGAAAAGAAAACCAUCUCAUGGAAUCGUGUUGAGGUGCACCCACUCACACACCCGCCACCCGGUGGCUUCAUUCUGUUUUAGCUGAAGAGGCUUCCAUGUCCACCUCAAGAAAAAAAUAAAAAUUAAAAAAAAAAAAUAGAGAAAACUACCUCAGUUGACAGGAUUCCACCUUUAGGGUUUCUUCAACUUUUAAGUCUUACCUGUUGAGUGUAACUUUUGUAGCGUCUUGCUUCUUUCAAGCAAGCUAGUGAGGCAUGACAGAGCAGACGUGUGUACAUAUCGCUGUGGUGGAUUCUUUCUAGCAUGUCGCGUCUUAUUUUUAACAGAUUGAUGAGUGAUAUGAAUGUAAAGAUAACUGUGUACGUUUAAACGUGACAAUGAAAAUCUGAAAUGUAGCUUCCAUACUUGUGCAUAAUUCCAAAGUAUUUUAUUUUUAUCAGUGUUAAAUAGCUUUUUGUACAGGCUUCAAUCCAUUUUUUCUGAAGUGUGCUGUUUUUUAAUGAAAGUAACUAUAAUCUUUUCACAUCCCAUGGAACUGCCGUUUACACAUCGCAACUUUUUAAACUUACCAUAUUUUUCAAAAUUAACUUUUUUGAGGGAGGAAAAUCCCACUUGCUACAUACUAAACUGUUGUUUAGGCUCUUAUAAUUAGGACCUGCGAUUUUAUAAAAAUUUAGUCUGUAGCUUUUUAGGUUCUUCACUAGAGUUGUACAUAAAAAUAAGGACUAUAAAGUGACCCCUAAAUUCUUUUAAAUGUCUGGAUUUUUCCACUAAUACAUACUUUUGAAAGCAUUUUGUUUAUGCAUAGAUUCACCAUUAAAUUGAAAAAGUCUUUAGCUUCUCUUGGUAAAUGUGAGCCAUUUGUUUUAUAUUGUGUUUGGGGGUGGGGCGUUUCAAUAAAAUUUGCCUAAAUCAAGCAGUACCCUCUGAAUGUUAAUUUUUAAAUGUCAAAAUUGGGUGAGGCAUAUAUCUGGGAAGCAAAAUUGCAAUAUGAGUAAAUUUCACUGAUGUUUAAAUAAGAAGACAAUUCUGGGAUUUGUUCUUGAAUCACCAUUAAUACAAAUGGAUGGUUUAUAUUUUUGAUCACUUAAAUGGACAUCAAUGUCAAUGAAUGGGAAAUUUUUCUUAAAACUUAUUCAUGUAUUAUUUUUGAUCCAUUUAUCUGUGGCAUUUGGUGCAAUAAACCUUUUGAAUUUAUCCUGAAUAUUUUCCUAUAUUGCUUAUGAUUUGUCCUGUCUAAUUAAACUUAGAGCUCUCCUUU